AUAACAAAAUGCAACAAAAUUCUGAAUAAUUCUCAUUGCUUGCAAUAUCGCUGACAAUUUCAGUCGUACGCAAAACUCUUUGAAAUCAACCGUUUAGGUAAUUUACAGAUCAACACAUUUUAUCACACGCAUUUAAGGGAAAAUGUCUCGUCAAGAGCCGAGAUACUACAACAAAACGAUGGGACCCCCUGGGAGAAGACUAACCCCCCAAAACUCACAGAGGAUGUUCCCCCCUGUGGAUUUCUUACACAGGGAAAUCCAAAGACUGGGCUCUCUUCUGGACGUGGAGAGAGCCCGGAGGUUUGAAGACAACCAAAAACUGGCCGACAUGCAAGCAGAGCUGGAAGAGACAAAUGUCCAGUUAAGAAGGCAGAAAGCUCUCAAAGAAAUGUUUAUCAACAGGGGCAAGGAGACAAAGAGAGAACUGGAGAGAGCAGAGAAGUUUAGUGAUCCAGGAGCCCUUGACGGCAUCAUCCUUGCUACCCAGGUUCACGAGGACGUGAAACACAAGAGGAAGAAGAUGUUGCAAAAAGACUUUGAGGAAUUAAAGGUGACCCACCUCCUCAGCCAGAAAGCAUUAUCGUCUCAAAUCCAGGCUGAAAAGGACAAAAGCAAGGCCCUCCAAGAAGAACUGGACAAAGUCCAGACGUUCUACAAGAAGCUGCUCUCUAAGCAUGAAGGCGAGACGCAAACGCUUUGUGAGGAGCAACAGCUCCUUGAGGAGCUGAGAGCUGAAAAGGACGAUAUGUUUCAGAAAGUGUCAGAAAAGAUCGCGUUUCUCCAAAACAGUUUCCAGGAAGAAUUGAACCAGAUGAAACUUUCAUAUCGAGAACUGGACUGUCCAUAUAACAAAGAUGUUUCUGGAAUGAAACAAAACGUGGAAACAUGUCGGCAGGAGGUGAGAUGUGAGGAAGAUGCUGCAAAUUUGGGGAACGCAAAUGAGACUCUACAACUCAACAACGUAACAACUGAGAAGGAAGAUGACGUUCAAAAUAUGUCAGAAGAGAUCACAAUUUUGCAAACGAGGGAGAAAGAAAUGCAAAAUAAAUUACACCAGGUUCAAAUUUCAUACCAAAAACUGAAAAGUAAGUAUGAAACGGAUGUUACUGAGUUACAACAGCAGGUUGAGGAAUAUUGUCAGAAGAUAAAGCUAAAGAAAAUCGCUAGUUCAAAAAGAGAAAAGGAAUUUAAAAACCAAGUAGAAACAUAUCGGGAAGAGGCAGAUCGUGAGAAAAAAGCCAAUUUGGAGAGAGCAGAGAAGGACCUCCAACAAAUCAACACCCUGAGAGCUGAGAAGGAACAGCUCUGUGAGGAAAUGUCCAACGAGAUCGAGAUCCUGCAGCAGAAAUUCAUCGGGAUCACUAAACAUUUGAAAUGUAACAUGGGCCAGUGUGAAGCAAACCAUUCUGCACUGCAACAGCAGGUGGAAAACCUACAGCUGCAAAUAGUUCAGGAGAAGAAAGCCCACUUGGAGAAAUCAAGGCAGGACAUGGCGCUUCUCAACGAGGUGAGAGCUGUGAAUGCUGCUCUCCAAGAGACCACGACAAAAGAAAUCAAGUUUCUGGAGGAGAAGGAAAAGAAUGCGAGGACUGAGUUAGAGAAGGUUAAACGUUUAUACCAGGAGCUGAGUUAUAGGUAUGACAAGGAUGUUGCUGCACUCAAACAGGAACAUCCUGUUUGAGUCAAAAUCGUGAUAAAAAUGUUCAUUUGGAAGGAUCGAGUGAGGAUUUACAGCUUUCCAACACUGAGAGAGCUAAGGAAGAAGAUCUCCAACAAAACAAGACGCUCCGUCAGGAAAAAAUGUAAAAAAAAAUAAAUAAAAAAAAGUAAAAUGCCCCCAUUAACCAACCAGAAAACAGAUCCCUUCCUAACCCAAUUCAAAAAGCAUUCAAAGAGGAAUUUGAAUAAUAAAAAAAGUGGGCAGCGCUGUUUAGCACUGCAGCUUCACAGAGAGGAAGCGUCAGGUCUGUGCAGUUUGCUUGUUUUCCUCGUGCUGCCGUGGGUUUUCUCUGGGUGCUCCAGUUAACCCACACAUCUCCUGGAAGCAUGAAGCUUAGGUCAAUGUAAACUGCCCCCAAAAGAGUCAAGAAACUGCAAGAAAAAGAUCCAAAAGUCAUUGUGGUAUCAGCACUAAAUCAAAGACUAUUUCCUCAUGUUAAAAAGCAAAAACAAUACAACCCUGUCUUCCUCUUUCUCUGUCUUAA
Messenger RNA from Poecilia reticulata (guppy), 2204 nucleotides. The record is from RefSeq and is a predicted model, not a curated record. NCBI's taxonomy places the organism in Eukaryota, Metazoa, Chordata, Actinopteri, Cyprinodontiformes, Poeciliidae.